AUUUAAUUAACCGCAGGUAAGAAUCAUUCAACACCUAUUUUGAUUAAAAUGAAAGAAUGUGCAAUUUAUUGAGAGCAGUUAGAUAACGCAUUAUUUGGUCUCAUUAAUAUGCUAGAUGAUCUGAUGUGUGAAAUUUGACGCAGGAUAAGACGUCGUGAAUUCAUAAGGUACUGAUGAUGGUUAACACUUUUUAGCUCGGAAGACAAUUCAUCCGUAAAUUUCGUAAAGAUUAUUGUCAUGAUUAUUCUAUGAUAGUCAUCAAUUUAUGCGUAACCCAUUGUGAUCGCCCGAUUACACCAAGGGUACUAUGAUGAUCAUGACUAUAGAAGGAAAAAGAGAUUCCAGCCUUUUCUCUAUCGCAGAGGUGACAAUCACAACCCAUGAACUGUCAACCUGUACGAGCCCUCUCUUUUCCUUUCCAGAGAGUUGCUAUGAGUCAUGUGGAUAAUAAGAGAAAGGUUUGAUGUCAAUAAUGGGUAUAAAUACCUAGCAAUGACUGAUAUUCGUCACUUAGGGAUCGGACAUGUUUUACCUGCUGGUCGUGAUCUUGGCCCCAUGCAGUUUCUUGUUUUGGUAGUCGUUUUAACAGGUGUAAUCCGAAUGUGCUUGAACAUGUGAGCAGAGAUGGGGCAAGUCUGUCCUAUUCUGACAACUAUUCUACUCCUCUACGCCUUUAACACGGUCGGUGAUAGUUUGGGGAUGGAGAUACUUGUGGAGGGUUUGAGCAGCAAUUAUUUUGAAACCACCAUCGUGCCUGUGAUCGACAUCGCCGUCGAACGCAUUAAUACCAUGGUGAAAAGGGGCGAGUAUAUGAAUUUUACCAUCGUUUUUCAUCAUUAUAGCUACACGUGUGAGCAUGUUUACCCAUCGCUCGGGGCUUCGCUAGCUGCAAAGUACUACCACACCAAAAAAGUGGCCGCUUUCAUGGGGCCGACUUGUAACUCGGCCAUGGAAAACGUGGCCAUACUGUGUUCCGCCUGGAACUUACCUGUCCUUUCGGGUAUGUCCCCUGGAUUCAUGCUAGGGGAUAAGGACAAAUUUCACACUCUGACGCGAACAUCGUCGCUGGCCGAACACUUCGCAAGAGCUGUGGAAUCCGCUAUGUACUAUUUCAACUGGCACAUGAUCAUCUGGAUCAACCAAUCAGAGGAGGGCUACUGGGGAGCUAUCACAGAAGGUCUGAGGGAUCAUCAUGCCCAACUUUUCAAGGAAGGUUUCGAUUUCGUGGAAAUUAAAAGCUGGGAGUUUGAUGACACCAAAGACAUUCUGGAACAUGCCAUGACGAAAGGAAGGGUCAUCUUCUUGGCAGUUGAUGGAGACACUUUACGUUCUAUCAUGCUCAAUGCGUACGAUUUGAACCUCCUUAACGGAAAAUAUGCUUUCAUUAACAUCAUCCCGUUCCGUGAUGUCGAUAUCUUCGGCAACGAUUCCUGGGAAAGGGGAGAUGGUCGCGAUGAUCAGGCAAAGCAAGCCUACGAAGCUCUGAUGACGAUUCGGGUAUUCGAACCAACCUCCUCUGUUUAUAAAGAUUUUGAGAAGGAGGUUAUUUUGAGACGAGAGAUGAACUAUAAUAUCACAAUGGAUCACGAUCAAAGCUCGCAUAUAUUUCUAGCGUCAGCAUUCUAUGACGUCAUGAUCCUGUACUCAUUAGCAAUCAACGAAACGUUAGCGGAAGGAGGAGACGUAUACGAUGGUCACGCCGUGACACAUAGGAUGUGGAAUAGAACAUUCGAAGGGCUAUAUGGACAGGUUGUGAUUAAUGAAAAUGGUGAUCGUGAUUCUGAAUACACCCUAUGGGAUAUGACAGAUACGGAAAAUGGUACUUUCGAGAUUGUUGGUAACUUUUACGUAACGGCGACGGGACUUCGCUACACUCCGACUCCUAACAGAACAAUUUUAUGGCCAGGGGGAGCCACGUCCCCUCCGCUGGAUAGCCCCUUCUGUGGAUUUUUCAAUGAGAACCCCGAAUGUCAAGAUAAAGGUAUCUCAUCGUUGGUUAUAGCAGGAAUCACAGGCCUUUCUGUCGUUCUAGUCGGGACUCUCAUAAUCUUCCUUGUCUACAGGAAGAUAAAGCUGGACACUGAGAUUCUUAGGAUGUCAUGGAAAAUAUCCUGGUCUGAUUUGAUUUUUCCGGAGCAAACCAAGUCGGGAAAUUCAAGAUUUUCAGGCUCAUUUGUUAGCGCACUGAGUGAGAGAGGUAACAUUGUGAAUAAUCCCAAACAAGUGUUUGCUACUAUUGCACACUACAAGGGCCGAUUAGUGAUGGUUAAACGAAUAGAGAAAACGAAGGUUGAUCUAACACGAGCCGAACUGAAGGACUUCAAUAACAUGCGGCAAGUCGAACAUAACAACCUAGCCCGGUUUGUAGGAGCCUGUGUGGAUAUCCCAAACGUCUGUGUUGUCAUAGAAUACUGCCCUAAAGGGAGUUUACAGGAUAUCUUAGGAAACGACAGUUUGAAGUUGGAUGCCAUGUUCAAGGAUUCAUUGAUUGUGGAUAUCAUUCGGGGACUUCAUUACCUCCACAACAGUGUUAUUGGAGUACAUGGGCGACUGACGUCAUCAAAUUGUGUGGUGGAUAGCCGGUUUGUCCUCAAGCUAACAGACUUUGGUCUUCCAAGAUUCCGCAAAUCGGACAUCGUUUCGCAUGAAGAUGAUGCGAUGAUAAAGAAACAAAAAUUGUUAUGGAAAGCACCAGAGGGGCUCCUCAAUCCUUCUGUUGAACCGACGCAGGAGGGUGAUAUAUACAGUGUUGGGAUCAUUCUGCAGGAGAUAGUUACUAGAAACCCGCCAUACGAAGAGGUUCGUCAGACGAUGGAUAUCGAUGAUAUUCUGAUGAAGAUCAAAGAAAAAAGUGAUCCUCCUUUCAGACCCAAGGUGGCGCCAAGCUCAUGCCGUCCAGAGAUACAUGCAGUGAUGACGUCAUGUUGGGAACAACAGCCUGAGAUGAGACCAUCCACUGCAUGGCUUCUAUCAACUAUGAAGAAACUGAACAAAAAUUUUUCUGGAGGUAGUAUAUUGGACAACCUGUUGAAUCGUAUGGAGCAGUAUGCCACUAACCUUGAAGCUCUUGUGGAGGAAAGGACGGCAGCAUUCCUAGAAGAAAAGAAAAGAUCAGAAACACUCCUCUAUGAGGUUUUACCAAGAUCUGUAGCAGAGCAACUAAAGCGAGGGGAGGCGGUCAAUCCUACAUCUUAUGAUAGUGUGACAAUCUACUUCAGUGAUAUAGUGGGUUUCACAACACUCUCAGCGGAUAGUACCCCGAUGCAGGUGGUAGCCCUUCUCAACGAUUUGUAUACAUGUUUUGAUGGAAUUAUUGGGCAUUACGAUGUUUACAAGGUAGAAACUAUAGGCGAUGCAUACAUGGUUGUCUCUGGUCUACCAAUAAGUAAUGGUAAGCUUCACGCCAGGGAGAUAGCUGCCAUGUCACUAGCUCUUAUUAGAGAGGUUUCAACAUUCAGAAUAUGCCAUAGACCAGAAGAAAAGCUCAAACUAAGAGUAGGCAUUCACUCAGGGCCUUGUGUUGCGGGUGUCGUAGGGUUGAAGAUGCCUCGAUACUGCCUAUUUGGAGAUACCGUCAACACUGCUUCGCGAAUGGAAUCUACAGGAGAACCAAUGAAGAUCCACGUCAGCGAAGAAACCAAGCAAAUUCUGGACGAGUUCAAGUGUUUUCAGACUACUCUCAGGGGAAAGGUCGAACUCAAGGGUAAAGGAUCGUAUCUCACCUACUGGCUUCUUUCUAUGGAUGCAUAACAAUACAUAGCUCACCUAGCCUUCAACUACAUGGCCUUCUGUAAUGAAAAAAAGAUUGAUGGUCACUAAUUUGUCACAUGCAGACGUUUCAAUCAUCAUUGGGACAUUACAUUGACACAAUCAGGACAACUUCAUACCUAUUCCCAUAUCGACGCUCAUACAUGAGGCAUUCACUUGAAUGGAUGAAUGGCAAAUACAGGACAGCUAUAGCUGUCCAUAUCCUGUCAAACAUAAAAUGGAACAGACAGGUACUUUCCUGACCAUUCUUUAUAAAAACGAACAAGUUCUUCUUGACCGAUGGACAUCGCAAAGAGGGUUGUGUCCACUGUGCUAGAUCAUCCUGAGACCACCCGCCUGCCCAGACGAACACAAAUAAAAUUACGUAAGAAAAUCUGACAGUGACAGCAAAGUGUGUGCAUCUCGAUGUUACCAUAGUGUUUUACAUAUACAAUAUGACGUCAUUCAUCCCAGUGUUACCACAGUGUGUAUCGUAGUGCUGUCACACAGUGCAUUGCAUUAAUUAUUCAAUUAGUGUUAAUACAUACUACAUCACACUGUUACAACAAUGUGUGUCAUGUGUAAUGCGUCUUUAUAAUGCCCCGUGGUUCAUGAUGUUUGCAUUUUCUAGAAAUGGGGUUAACACUGCGUCACUAUAUUUUGUCAAUCACCGUGUGAACCACCUAGUCCCCCACGUUCAGUGUAAACUAUAUUAUGUAUACGACAUGAAUUCCCAAUAACUCAAACUUUAUAUCGACUAUCAAUUCGAUCUUUUUGUUAUUUCGUUGUAACCAAUUAGAAUAAAUUGACGCUGGAAAGGGUGCUUGUAUUUAUGUAUAAAAUUCAUCAGAGCUACAUGCAUCUCUUUAUAAUGUCACCCAUUAUGCACAGAGAAGAUGUGGGGAAGCGUGCAAUAUUUAGUCAGAUAUGGGAAUUCUAUUUGACGCCAUUUACAAGCAGCUUUUACACACUUAACUAUGUUGGGCAACUUACUAUGCACACAACAAUUGGUUAAAACUUUAUCCAAUUCAGGGUAGCUUUAAACUAAUAAUAUGGGCUUUGGGUGAGAACUACACAGUAUGCCAUAUUGAUUGAAAACUACACUGAGUUGGAUAAAGUUUUAAACCAAUUGUUGUGUAACAUUUUAAGAGUGUAUCUUUUGAGAGCACUUUAGAGAUCCGCAAAAAACCCUCUUUCAGUUAUAGUGAGUUCUUCAAAUUUAUCAUGUCAUAGUUACGUCAAUUGAAAUUGUAUUCAUGCAAUCCUGAUAAGUAUUUUAGUUGGCGCUGCAGUGAUUUGUAUUUAAACAUACAACUUUUCACGUGACAAGCAUUUUUCAUAACAAACAAUUUUGUUUUUGUUCUUCAAGAAAACAUUGCACAAUUUUAUUGUACUUGAUAUGUGCAGUACUGUAAUGAUUGCGAAUGAUUAUAGAGCUGUAUGAAAUGAUAUUCUGGUAUUUCCUUUCGUUAUUCUAUAUCCUCUGCACAGAGUUGGUUGCAAGAACGCAUAUUUUAGACUUAGUUUAGACUAUUGGAAUCAAUCGUGGAAAGUCAUUAUGGAGAGGCGAGGUUUGAUAUCAGUUUUAUAUAUAUAUUUCAUAAACCAUGUAAACUGUAUGCUGUUGCCGAGAAACCAAACGUGAAGUUUGACGAAGAUUAACCAGAUACUGAAACAAGAGAUUUAGGCCAGAUAUACUGCAGUUUAUCAUGCUUUAAUUAAAGACCCGAUUGGCUAACAUGGUAAAAUACACAACAGUCAUGAAAAAAUAAAUGACAACUGUUUUGUUAACCUAUACAGAUGUACGGUAUAGUAGGGAUACAUGUAUGUCUAUAUCAUCAUUUAUGUAUAAUUAUGAAAAAUAGAUAUCGUUUUGAAACAGUUCCCUUCCCACUUCCUCGAUCCCCACCCCCAGCACAACAACAAUAGGUUCUGCUAUGAUAUAAAAAUGUUCUCUUAUAAACCAUUUUAACGCUUUUUCAAUAUAAAUUUAUAUGCAGAUUCCACCUUCUCUCUAGCAUACAGUACAUUAAACUAAUUGUGUACCUCUUGUAGUAAUGCAUACUGUUUUUCUAACUAUUAAUACCGUCGUUUCUGGCGACUAGUGUCUUGUAAAUAUUAUUUCAAUGGAAUAUAAAAAUGUUGCCUAAAACAUUAAUUUUGCAAUACAAAGUGUCAAAUUUGUGCAAUACAACUGCCAACCCAACAGAGUAUUGUGCAAAGGAGUUUUUAAGAAUUUAUUAUCAUUCUAAAUAUAUUGUAUGUAUAUACUGUUGAAUAUAUAUCGUAAAUUGUAGAAGGUACCUCAUUGUCUAUAAAUAACUAGUAUUUCAUUUGUAAUUUCUCACAUUUCUAUAGUUGUUUGCCUUCAUUGAUACAAAUUUGUGCCGUGUCCUUAUGUACUGUUUUAUACCAAAGUAUUAGGGAAUAUUUUUUCUGGAAAUACUUAACAACUUCUUCAUUAUACAGUUAUAGAUGUCAACAUUACUAUGCGAGCUUUCCUGAUUUUCCUUUUUUUCAUUUCUAAAGACAAUUCUUUAUGUCGGAUUCAAAUUUAUACGGACAAAAAUCCGGGAUUCCAAUUACGGCCACGGCACAUAUGCCCCUGAACAACAAUGCGUGUUUCCUAUAUUUAAAAAAUGCAAAUGCUAAAGGCAUAACAAAAAAAGACCCACAAACGGUCCAAAGAUAUUCAUUUUCAGCAACACAUUUUCCUAUGGGUGGUUAAAUGGUCCAUCCUUUCCACGGCGUGGAAGCGCCGUGUGUGUAGCGGUUGU
This is a messenger RNA of Lytechinus variegatus (green sea urchin), 6524 nucleotides long. RefSeq names its product atrial natriuretic peptide receptor 1-like. The coding region runs from base 625 to 3750 and encodes 1041 amino acids. Gene Ontology annotation, biological process: receptor guanylyl cyclase signaling pathway; cGMP biosynthetic process; intracellular signal transduction. Gene Ontology annotation, cellular component: membrane. Gene Ontology annotation, molecular function: guanylate cyclase activity; peptide hormone binding; protein kinase activity. The transcript is spliced from 22 exons. The record is from RefSeq and is a predicted model, not a curated record. NCBI's taxonomy places the organism in Eukaryota, Metazoa, Echinodermata, Echinoidea, Temnopleuroida, Toxopneustidae.